UUAAAUCUCGAGGUGUAAACAAACUAUAUAGUCCAAUAAAUACAAUAUAAGCAAAAUAGAACGAGUAAUGACUGAAUUGUGUCGAGUUUGUAUGCUAAUUUCCCAAGACGUGAUAAAUAUAUUCGAUGAAGACCCAGAAUCGGAAUUUUCUAUAGUUCAUCUUAUUUCUCACUAUACUGGACUGGAAGUCAAGCGGGGAGAUUCGUUUCCAGAAAUAGUUUGCUCAAUGUGCUUGCAGGAUGCUAGAGAUACAUUUGGGAAUUUUCGAUUGAGUGGUGAAAGCCACCAAACUGACAACAAAAGAAAGGAUGCGGUUUUACUGGAGGAAAAAGUGAGUCAGAUGUUACACUGCCAAGUGAAGGAGGAAUUUCUUGAGGAGGAUUUACUUCAGGAAAUAGUUUGUGAGAUAUCAGACAGUGAAAGUGAGCAAUCGUAUUUAACCCAGGAGGUCAAUUACUCUACAAAUAAAGAAGAGUUAAAUGCACACCAGGAAACCCAACAGUUAUAUGUUCAAAAUUGUGGGGGCAUUGAAGAUAAUAAGGACUGCGAUAACGAUGAUCCGCCGUUGAAGAGCCACGACUGUGAGAAACACUAUUGUCAUCUUCAAUUGCACGAAUGUACUCACGUUGGGAGAAAGCCAUUCAAAUGCACCCAGUGUCCAAAAACCUGUCGUACUGCCGCGGAUCUUAGACGCCACAAUCGGAUUCAUACGGGAGAACGGCCAUAUAAAUGCGAUUACUGCGAAAAGACUUUCAGGGAUCGUCAGGUUCUUAGGGUGCACAUUCGAGUUCACACGGGAGAACGACCCUAUAAAUGCACUUACUGCGAAAAGACUUAUAAGGAGCCGAAAUCCCUUAGGGUGCACACCCGGAGUCAUACGGGAGAACGGCCUUACAAAUGUUCCUAUUGCCUUUCUACUUUUGCGGAUCCCUCAAGCUUUAGGACCCACACCCGAAUCCACAAAAGAAAAACAAUAUAAUAUAAAUUAUUAUAUAUAAUAUUUAGUCAUGUUUCGAAUAUAUACCUUAGUGCACAUCAAAUGUACAAAUUGGAAGAAUAUUUUAUAAUUAAAGUCUUUCACUUUUUUUUACCAUAA
Messenger RNA from Drosophila eugracilis, 1096 nucleotides. RefSeq names its product zinc finger protein 845-like. The coding region runs from base 68 to 979 and encodes 303 amino acids. NCBI's taxonomy places the organism in Eukaryota, Metazoa, Arthropoda, Insecta, Diptera, Drosophilidae. The record is from RefSeq and is a predicted model, not a curated record. Gene Ontology annotation, molecular function: DNA-binding transcription factor activity, RNA polymerase II-specific; zinc ion binding; RNA polymerase II cis-regulatory region sequence-specific DNA binding. Gene Ontology annotation, cellular component: nucleus. Gene Ontology annotation, biological process: regulation of transcription by RNA polymerase II. The transcript is spliced from 2 exons.